Molecule: messenger RNA, 1918 nt
Organism: Neomonachus schauinslandi (Hawaiian monk seal)
Lineage: Eukaryota; Metazoa; Chordata; Mammalia; Carnivora; Phocidae
Gene: PDSS2
Product: decaprenyl diphosphate synthase subunit 2
Exons: 8
Coding region: 1-1203 (400 amino acids)
Biological process (GO): isoprenoid biosynthetic process; ubiquinone biosynthetic process
Cellular component (GO): transferase complex; mitochondrion
Molecular function (GO): prenyltransferase activity
Source: RefSeq, a predicted model, not a curated record
AUGAGCCUUCGGCAGCUACUGUUGCGCUUGCCCCGUUAUCUCGGGGUGUCGGGUUCCCCGCGUCGCUUGUGGUGGUCCCCGUCCCUCGAUACCAUCUCCUCGGUGGGCUCCUGGCGUGGUCAGUCCUCCAGGUCCCCGGCCCACUGGAACCAAGUCGUGUCAGAUGCGGAGAAGAUCGUGGGCUAUCCCACGUCCUUCAUGAGCCUCCGCUGCCUGCUGAGCGACGAGCUCAGCAACAUCGUUAUGCAGGUGCGGAAGCUGGUGGGGACUCAGCACCCUCUGCUUACCACGGCCAGGGGGCUUGUACAUGAUAGCUGGCAUAACCUCCAGUUGAGGGGCUUGGUGGUGCUACUUAUUUCUAAAGCAGCUGGGCCCAGCAGCAUGAAUACUUCAUGUCAGAACUAUGACAUGGUCGGUGGGAUCUAUUCAUGUCAAAGAAGUUUGGCAGAGAUCACAGAACUUAUCCAUACUGCUCUCCUCGUACAUCGUGGGAUAGUAAAUUUAAAUGAAUUGCAAUCUUCUGAUGGACUAUUGAAAGACAUGCAAUUUGGAAAUAAAAUAGCUAUCCUGAGUGGAGACUUUCUUCUAGCAAAUGCCUGCAACAGACUAGCGCUGCUACAGAACACCAAGGUCGUGGAACUUUUAGCAAGUGCUCUUAUGGACUUGGUACAAGGAGUAUACCAUGAAAAUUCUACUUCAGCAAAGGAAAAUCAUAUCACACAAGAUAUUGGAAUAUCGACUUGGAAGAAACAGACUUUUCUCUCCCAUGGAGCCUUAUUAGCAAAGAGCUGCCAAGCUGCCAUGGAAUUAGCAAAGCAUGAUGCUGACGUUCAGGAUAUGGCAUUUCAGUAUGGGAAGCACAUGGCCAUGAGUCAUAAGAUAAAUUCUGAUCUCCAGCCUUUUAUUAAAGAAAAGACCAGUGACUCCAUGGCUUUUAAUCUAAACUCAGCUCCUAUAGUCUUACAUCAGGAGUUUCUUGGAAGAGAUUUGUGGAUUAAGGAGAUUGGAGAGGCUCAAGAAAAAGGAAGAUUAGACUAUGCUAAGUUGCGAGAAACAAUCAAAGCUGGCAAAGGUGUGACUUCAGCUAUUGACCUGUGUCGUUACCAUGGAAACAAGGCGCUGGAGGCCCUGGAGAGCUUUCCUCCCUCGGAGGCCAGAUCUGCUUUAGAAAACAUUGUGUUUGCUGUGACCAGAUUUUCGUGACACCAAAUUAAAAAGAUACUAUUGUUGGUUAGCUGAAAACAAAACAAAACAAAAACUGGGGAAUGAGGUGAUCGGGAGGGCUUUCAUGAUGGACUAUCUCAAUGUGUUAAUGACUUUAAAAACAUAAUCCAUUCUUUCCUUCCUUUUAUCACGUUGCUAAAUGAAUCCUGCCUUCUUUUUGGAACUGCUACAAACAAAAUUAGAAGAAAAAAAGGUCAAGCAGUUUUCACUUGUCAUGCCAGCAGCACACUUGAGUCCAGUAGCAGAAAUAAUUAAUGAGAUUCGCUGCUGUGACCUCAGCAAAUGGACAGGAAAUAAGUCCUUAUUGAUUGGACUGAGCCAGGGAUGGCGCCAGGGCGGUGGCCUGUGGUUUUCCUUCUAGAGAGGGCAGAGCAAGCUGGAAGCGGCAGGUGUCAAGAGAAACGCGAUCAGUGCCAGCCAGCAAGGACUGUCAAAUCAAAAACUAGUGACCAGUUGUCAUAACGGAUGGUAGUUUUGAUGAUGAAGAAAAAAAAAAGUGCUUUGUCUCCUUGCAAUUAUGUCUCUGUAUCUAUAGGUACAGUAUGAAUAUACUUCGUGCUUCAUCGUUUUUAUAAGAUUUUUUUUUUUAGGAAAAAUUGCUGAAAAAAUAAUGCUAAACAUUUGAAGUAGGAGAUUAAAAUGUUAUCAAAUGUUAACUUGUAAUGUAAAUGUGGUAGGAAUGGCUUGUUUUUCU